UGGGAUCCUGAAGUCACCACCUUGAAGUGCAGGGGAGGUCUCCGCUGGAUCGACGUCCCUCUGCGCCAAUCGGAGGCGCCCGGCCUCGGCCCCGCCUCCCGGCGAGCCGCCCGCGCACGCGCCGUAGCCCGAAGAGGGCGGGGCGGCCGAGGAGCGCGCGCCAUGCAGGCCAGCGGGUACCGGGCUGCCGCCGCCCUCGGCCAGGCCCGCGCCCCCGUCCAAGUGUCUGUUAUCCUCCCGGUCCAUGACGCUGAACCAUGGCUGGACGAGUGCUUGGGGUCUGUUUUGCAGCAGGACUUCGAAGGCUCCAUGGAGCUUUCUGUUUUUAAUGAUGCCAGUAAGGACAAGUCUAUGACUAUCAUUGAAAAAUGGAAAGAGAAGCUGGAAGGUUCCGGCAUCCUCGUGGUCAUUGGAGGGCACGAUUCUCCUUCUCCCCGAGGAGUCGGAUAUUCUAAAAAUCAAGCAAUAGCACAGAGCUCAGGGUCUUACCUUUGCUUUUUGGAUUCGGACGACAUGAUGAUGCCUCAGAGGGUGAGGCUGCAACACGCAGCUGCUGUGCGACACCCAACAAGUAUUAUCGGUUGCCAAGUGAGGAGGGAGCCCCCCAACUCCACCGAGCGAUACACGCGGUGGAUCAACCAGCUGGCGCCCGACCAGCUGCUCACCCAGGUGUUUACCUCCAAUGGCCCCACCGUGAUCAUGCCCACCUGGUUCUGCUCCCGAGCCUGGUUCUCCCACGUGGGCCCAUUUGACGAGGGCGGGCGGGGUGUCCCCGAGGACUUGCUGUUCUUCCACGAGCACCUGAGGAAGGGCGGCGGGCUCGUCCGCGUGGACCAGAGCCUCCUCCUCUACCGCUACCACCCCGGCGCGGCCACACACUCCGUCCUCGAGACCACCAUCUGGACCCACCGCGUCCGCUUCCUGGAAGAGUGGGCCCUGCCCCACUGGGCAACCUUCACCAUCUGGAACGCGGGCCGGCAGGGCCGCCGGCUCUACCGCAGCCUGACGGCAGGGUCACGGUGCAAGGUGGUCGCCUUCUGCGACGUGGACGAGAACAAGAUCAAGAAGGGCUUCUACUGCUACGAGGACUCUCAGGAAAGGCCCAAGCCCCGGGUCCCGGUCCUGCACUUCCGAGCCGCACAGCCACCCUUUGUCAUCUGCGUGAAGCUGGUGAGUGUCAGGCUGGGGCCUGUGUGGCUGGGACAGCCCCAGGGUCAGGAGGUAUGUCGUGUCCCCCAGGAGGCUGCGGGCUCGGACGGGAGGUGAAGACCGCCGCUCUGGGGGGCCAGGAGAGUGAUCCGCGU
Molecule: messenger RNA, 1304 nt
Organism: Physeter macrocephalus (sperm whale)
Lineage: Eukaryota; Metazoa; Chordata; Mammalia; Artiodactyla; Physeteridae
Gene: B3GNTL1
Product: UDP-GlcNAc:betaGal beta-1,3-N-acetylglucosaminyltransferase like 1
Exons: 12
Coding region: 163-1266 (367 amino acids)
Source: RefSeq, a predicted model, not a curated record